AUGGCGCCGACUGGAGACUCGACGACGGCGACGGAGCGGACCGCCGCCGACGACUGGCUCCCCAUCACGUCCUCCCGGAAAGGCAAGUGGUGGUACUCCGCCUUCCACAACGUCACCGCCAUGGUCGGCGCCGGCGUCCUCAGCCUCCCCUACGCCAUGGCCGAGCUCGGCUGGUAAUCCUCAGCCACAUUCAAAUCUCUCUCUCUGUCUCUCUCUAGAUUGAUUGAAAGAAAAUGAAGAUGAAUGAACAGGGGGCCGGGGAUGGCGGUGCUGGUGGUCUCCUGGGUCGUGACCCUGUACACGCUGUGGCAGAUGGUGGAGAUGCACGAGAUGGUGCCAGGGAAGAGGUUUGACAGGUACCACGAGCUAGGGCAGCACGCGUUUGGGGAGAAGCUCGGGCUGUGGAUCGUGGUGCCGCAGCAGCUGGUGGUGGAGAUCGGGGUCAACAUCGUCUACAUGGUCACCGGCGGCAAGUCCCUGAAGAAGUUCCACGACACCGUCAGAAGAGAAGGACAGAGCAUGAGAACCAGCUACUACAUCGCCAUCUUCGCCUCUCUCCAGUUCCUCCUCUCCCAACUCCCCGACUUCAACUCCAUCACCAUCGUCUCCGUCGCCGCCGCCCUCAUGUCCCUCGGGUCUCUUCUCUCUCCCUCUCUCUCUCUUUCUCUCCCCCCCAACAAAAACCGUAACCCUGAACUCAACUAUUCUGAAGCCUCUCUCUCCCUCCCUCUUUCUCCAAAACCCUACAUGUAAUCACCACUAUUCUGAAGCAUUUCUCUCUCUCUCUCUCUCUCUCUUCUUGCAGGUACUCGACGGUGGCGUGGGGGGCGGCGGCGGCGAGGGGGAGGCAGCCGGAGGUGAACUACGGAUACAGGGCGGAGACCACCGGCGGUGCUGUGUUCGACUUCUUCAGCGGCCUGGGUAACGUGGCCUUCGCCUACGCCGGCCAUAACGUGGUGCUGGAGAUUCAGGCGACCAUCCCCUCCACCGAGGAGAAGCCCUCCAAGAAGCCGAUGUGGAGGGGAGUGGUGGCGGCCUACGCCGUCGUCGCCGCCUGCUACUUUCCGGUGGCCGUCGCCGGCUACUGGGCCUUCGGCAACGCUGUGGACGACAACAUUCUCAUCACCCUCUCAAGGCCAAGCUGGCUCGUCGCCGCCGCAAACAUGAUGGUGGUCUUCCACGUUGUCGGAAGUUACCAGGUGAGGAGGAGAGAGCUCCGGCGCCGUCGUCUUCAACCUCUGUAAUUUACUGCGGUGCCUUUCUCAGUGCAGGUCUACGCCAUGCCGGUGUUCGACAUGAUUGAGACGUUCCUGGUGAAGAAACUGAGCUUCCGUCCCUGUUUAACCCUCCGCCUCGUUGCCCGAAGCGCCUACGUUGGUAGGGUCCUCUCCCUCUUCUUCUCCCCCUUCUUCUUCUUCUUUUUCUUCUUCUUCUUCUUCUGCAACACUGUGCUCCAUUAACCAUCUUCUUCUGUCUCCUCCCCCUUCUCCACCUCGUCUUCUUCUUCUUGUCGUUCGUCCCCAUUAUCGUCGUCGUCUUCUUCUUCUUAGCCCCGUUCCUCUUUCCAAUAAGGGAAGGGAAGGUAAACCUAAUCUUCUUUGUCGUAUUCACGAAUCGCACGCAGCCUUCACCAUGGUGAUCGCCAUAAUGAUUCCCUUCUUUGGGGGGCUGCUCGGCUUCUUCGGAGGGUUCGCCUUCGCCCCCACCACGUACUUUGUAAGCAACGACAACUCGACCACCUCAACUGCCCUCCCCAUCACUAACUCUGGUUCUUCUCCAGCUCCCCUGCGUCAUGUGGGUCUCUCUCAAGCGCCCGAGGAGGUUCAGCCUCUCAUGGAUCGUCAAUUGGGUCAACCCUCCCUCCCUCUCUCUCUCUCUCUCUCUCUCUCUCUCUCUCUCUCUCUCUCUCUCUAUCUAUCGAUCAUCUAUACAUAUAUAUAGUCUAUGUAUUUCUCUCUCUCAAGCUUCAUGUUCGUGAUGUGUGGGUUCCAGGUUUGCAUCGUAUUGGGGAUGCUUCUGAUGAUCAUAUCUCCGAUCGGUGGUCUACGGCAGAUCAUCGUGGACUUCAGGACUUACAAGAUCUUCUCGUAA
This is a messenger RNA of Spirodela intermedia, 2091 nucleotides long. Lineage: Eukaryota; Viridiplantae; Streptophyta; Magnoliopsida; Alismatales; Araceae. The record is from the annotation of a GenBank genome assembly.